ACUUGCUUGCCCAAGUCCGACACCUCGAGGCUGCCUCUUGAGACAUUCUUCUCCGCUCUGAGCAACGAGAGCAGCAGCAGAGGGGACGAAGAGCAAGGGAAGCGAAGCGAAGCGAAGAGCAAGGGAAAGGGACGACGACAACACGAGAGACGAGCAGAGAAGCGAGGUCAGAAAGUGGGAGAUCGGGCGCGCCUGAUUUCGUGUCGAGAUGACUUCGAUGGAGGAGGAUUCGUCUCUCGAGUCGGCUCCUUACGACGAUCAAUUGGACGAGGAUAUCGAGGAGAAGAGGGUCUGGGCUCUCAAGGAAGGUAGGCUGGACGGGGCCAUAGAGGCACUUUUGGACAUCGAGAAGCAGCUGCGUCUUUCCGCAAAUGUUGUGGGAACACGGAGAUUAGUUGUUGCAAUCAUUCAACUGUGUUAUGAUGCCCGUGCGUGGAAAACCCUCAACGAGCAGAUUAUUUUGCUCUCCAAGAGACGAGCGCAGCUCAAACAAGCUGUAACAGCCAUGGUGCAGCAGGCGAUGCUGUACAUUGACCAAGCCCCCGACUUGGACACGAGAGUGGAGCUUAUUAAGACUUUAAAUUCUGUUACUGUGGGAAAGAUAUAUGUUGAAAUCGAGAGAGCUCGUUUGAUCAAAAAGCUCGCCAAGAUCAAGGAGGAGCAAGGGUUUGUAGCUGAAGCUGCAGAACUCAUGCAGGAAGUACCUGUCGAGACAUUUGGAGCUAUGUCCAAGACAGAGAAAAUAGCCUUCAUACUUGAGCAGGUGCGCUUGUGUCUCGAUCGCAAGGACUACAUGAGGGCUCAGAUUCUAUCGAGAAAGAUUAGCCCCCGUUCGUUUGUCAUCUCCGUGGGAAAGGACAAAAAGAAGCCUAAAGAGGGAGACAAUGUUGUUGUAGAGCCCCCUCCAGAUAUUCCUUCACUUCUUGAACUGAAGCGCAUUUAUUAUGAUUUGAUGAUUCGGUACCAUCUUCAUAGUCAUGACUAUUUGGAAAUUUGUCGGAGUUAUCAAGCGAUCUAUGAUACUCCAUCAGUGAAAGAAGACCCUUCGAAUUGGAUGCCUGUCUUAAGGAAAAUCUGCUGGUAUUUGGUGUUAGCACCUUACGACAGCAUGCAAUCAAGUCUGAUGAAUAGCAAUUUGGAGGACAAGAAAUUGUCUGAGCUUCCCAAGUUUCGCACCCUGUUGAAGAGCUUUGUGACUAUGGAGGUCAUUAGAUGGGUACCGUUCUGGAAAGACUUCGAGAGCGAUUUUCAGGAAGAAGCCAAGUUGCCAGGAGGACCUCUUGGGGAGAAGGCUGCAGAGGAUCUGCGUCAACGUGUGAUUGAACAUAAUAUAUUGGUCGUAUCGAAAUACUACGCAAGAAUCACGUUGCAGCGCCUCUCUGAACUUCUCAGCCUAUCUCUACCAGAAACUGAGAAGCAUUUGGCUGAGAUGGUUGUAUCGAAGGCACUCAUAGCCAAGGUGGAUAGGCCAGCAGGAGUCGUAUGUUUCCAGAAUCAAAAGGAUAGUAAUGAGGUGUUAAACUCAUGGGCUGUAAACAUAGAGAAAUUGUUAGAGUUAGUCGAGAAGAGUUGUCACCAGAUCCACAAAGAAACCAUGGUUCACAAAGUCACUCUUAAAGUUCAGUGAUGAACUUUAAUGAAAGGAAUCAUCGGUAUACAACGUUUGGUCAUCUUUGUACUGAUCAGGAGUUUGGAAUCUUUGGUCUUCUCAUUUUCGAAGGAACUCAAUUUUUGUUUGUCAGACACAUUCGUGACUCGAGAACAGCGUUUAGUCCUUGCAAUAAAUUGUUCAUAUUGCCCACAUCGAGGUAGUGAGAGCUUGAUGAAGAGAUACUUGCACUACCAUGAGGCAUUUUGUAAGUGGUGGGAUUCGAACUGUACCCGCUGACGGAUCACUACAACAAUGAACUGCGUCCUUCAGGAUGAAGCCUUCACACUUCUUUAAGUACACACUGGAUGUAGCCUCCAGUUAUGUAUCUUUUCACAUCUUCCAAACUUACUCUGCGCUUGUCCCACGUACUCCGUGGCUCCAGCAGAGCCAGCGCCCUUUCCCACUGGUCAAGGAGAAAUAAAGAAAAGAGCAGCAUAUGCAGUUUCUA
Molecule: messenger RNA, 2099 nt
Organism: Marchantia polymorpha subsp. ruderalis
Lineage: Eukaryota; Viridiplantae; Streptophyta; Marchantiopsida; Marchantiales; Marchantiaceae
Source: the annotation of a GenBank genome assembly